AUGGUCGAGAAUACCAAGUUUAUUCUGUACGGCCAAGGAGAAAUCGGACAAGUGUACAUGGUGGAGAAGGGGGACUCGUCUCGUGAGAUCCCUCGAGGCUCGUUCUUUGGCACUGCAGUGCUCACACAACUGGAGCGAGGAGAAGGCUAUACGGAGCAUGUGAGUGCCAACAGUGGCUGCAUUUUACUAUUGGUGUCUCGAGACCAACUUCAGGCGAUGGAGCUAAUUUUUCCGACUCUCAAGGAGGAAUUCCUCGCACUGGAACAACGACUGCAAGGCAAUAAACUGGCGACUACGCAAUCUGUCGUCUCUGUACACGACCCAGAUUCUCCGUUUGUACUGGCGUGGGAGACGUGGGUGUUCGCCGUGAUGACACUUCAGUGGGCUCUGGUGAUGCUGCAAGCGUGUUAUCCCAUGGAAAGUAAGCACAAGGUCGCAGACGCGUUGAUGAUUUUUCUGGAGCUUUCGUUUAGAAAAUAUCUACGAUCCGGAACAUUGAUGUUGGAUAUUCUCGCGCUGAUCCCGUUUUUUAUCGUCAACCUGGCUGUACCUUCAGAUAAACGAUGGGAUCUUCUCAACGUCAACAAGCUCCUGCGCUUGUUCAAAGUCCCGAAACAAUUCCGCGCUCUGGAAACGAAAUAUCUGAAACACACGACCGAAUUGCGACUAUUUAAGCUGCUGUACUACACAUUCAUGCUGUCGCACUUUUUGGGCUGUAUCUGGUUUAAUUUCGCAUCCAGAGCGGCUGUUUCGAGCUUUGCCAGCGUCGAAGCGAGGACACCAGCGUUCGGAGCCAACCACUGGCUCCCCUCGGAGCAGCUGGAGCACGGCUCGCAUGUCCUGCAGUACAUGGCGUCGCUGUACUGGUCGUUCGGGCUCAUGUCGGCGUCCAGCGAGCCAGAGUUCCCGAAAUCCACGGCCCACUCCGAGACCAGAGAGUUUAGCGCCAAGAUGCGGUCCGUACAGAAAAUGUUGGACCAUUUCCAGAUGCCCGAGGAGCUGCAGCAGCGCGUCAAAACGUUUUUACUGUUUAAACGCUACCACUCCAUCACGCAGGAAGGGCUUUUAGUGCGCUGUCUGCCGCCGUCUCUGCUCACGGAUAUUCGCCUGGUGCACCUGAGGCCGAUGAUCGAGAAGGUGGAGUUUCUACGAGGCAUGGAAGGGUCCAUCACGCGGAUGUUGAAUCUGGCAGCGACAUGUUCUUUAUCUUCGCUGGAUGAACGAAAUAUCUUCGGAGAGAACGGAUUAUUCACCAAUGGCAAACGGAACGCGUGUGUGCAGGCGCAAACCUGCUGUAUCUUGUACAGAUUAUCUCGAGAAUCAAUGGAGCUCGUGUUCGCCAGAUACCCGAAAUGGAAGCAGAAACAACGACGCGGCAUGGCUACAAUUACUGGGAUGAUGCUGUCCCGGGCAGAUAUUAUGAAUGAACGAGCAGAGCAGCUGAAGGAGAAGCUGGAUCACGCACGCUUGAAGCGCAGUGACAGCGAACAGCUCAGUCUUAUCAGCAUAACGCUGACAGGUUUUGUGAAACGAUAUAUCCAGAAUCCAUUCAUGGAUAUUAUAAAUGGGAUUAUCCAUGGCGUUCCCGUUCAGACGAAAUUUCACAUCGCGUGGCUACGCUUAAUGGUAUUCUGCACCAUUGGCUUUUAUUUUGGAUAUUUGGUCAGCUGGCACAUCCAGGAAUCUCCGACGUCUCUGGAGCUGUACGAACAAAAUCUACGCAGCGUGUACAAGAAGCAGCGGAUGUUCUGUGAUGUCAUUGCUGCGAUCCCCUUCUGCGGCGUCUUGUUCAUAAAUCGUCGUAGUGUGGCCAACGAGCUGACCCACUUCUUGCACGUCUGGAUGAUGUAUCUGCUGGUUAUCCACUGGGUCGCCUGCAGUUAUCUCGCUGUGGCGACAGAGGAAUUAGAAAUAUCCGAUCCGGAAAAUCCAUCCUCGUCCCAAUUAUCGAAACGUUUCUUACGUGGAUUAUUCUUCGCUACCACAGCCUUCGUAAAGAACGCUCGCAACAUGAACCCGGAGACUGCAGUGCUAUACACUUAUCAAAUCACACGUAGGCCUCAUCACCAUGUCGUUCCUCUAUCUGGCGUGUCAGUGAGCGUCUAA
Messenger RNA from Phytophthora infestans T30-4, 2106 nucleotides. RefSeq lists its product as uncharacterized. Gene Ontology annotation, biological process: transmembrane transport; monoatomic ion transport. Gene Ontology annotation, molecular function: protein-containing complex binding; monoatomic ion channel activity. Gene Ontology annotation, cellular component: membrane. The transcript is spliced from 12 exons. The record is from RefSeq and is a predicted model, not a curated record. Lineage: Eukaryota; Oomycota; Peronosporomycetes; Peronosporales; Peronosporaceae. The coding region runs from base 1 to 2106 and encodes 701 amino acids.